AUCCCGCAGAUACGGGCCUGCCUUCUGUACUGCCUGCAUGCCUCCGCUGUGUAUAGACCGUGAGAGGAAAGAAGGGGGAGUAGCCUGGGGGAGUAGCCGCACUCGCAGCGUUCAUUCUUGCUCAACACCACAGCAUUCUGCACAUCGGCGUUACUGAGAGAGCGCAGCCUCUCAUUGCAGGGAGGGACAAUGACCAGAGUGGCAGCGGCAGAUCGAAGAGGACUCAUCAGAGAACUGGUUUCACUUCACUCUGCUUCUAUUUCUGCAUCUGAACCUACGGAAACAUGAGGAGGAGAUCUGAAACUUUCUAAGUCGUCUUUUGGUUUAGGAUUCUUUUUGUACUGACUCAACUCAAAGGAAAGUCAAAUGUGGAUUUGUUGAUAUACAAGUCGGUAGGGUUGAGAAUCACAACGCCAUGAUGACCUCCACUUUCACGACCCCGAACACCUCAAAAGCGUGUAACACCAGCGAAGAGGUGGACGACAAAAUGCUCCAGACCCCGCUGGCCGUGCUCUACUCCAUCAUCUUCAUCCUGGGUCUCACCGGGAAUCUGGUGGCUCUCUGGGUUUUCUUCUUCGUUCACUCCAAGAAGAACUCCCUACGGAUCUUCCUCAUGAACCUGGCGUUCGCGGACCUGCUGCUGGUCGUCUGUUUGCCGUUCAGGAUCCAGUACCACCUCCAGCAGAACGAGUGGGAGCUAGGGCACACAAUGUGCAAGCUAGUGGGCUACCUCUUCUACAUGAACAUGUAUGUCAGCAUCACCCUGCUGGGGCUGAUCAGCAUCGACCGCUACCUGAAGAUCUACGGCAGUGCGCGUACUCGGCAUAAUCUGAGCUCCCCGAGGUGGAGCAUCAUCGUCUGCGCCAUCAUUUGGGCAGUGGCCCUGGUUUUCAUGAUCCCAUUCGUCCUUGAAAGCAAUGACAAAUGUGUCAAUGCAAAAAGGUGUUUCCACUACAAGACAAUUCCGCAGGAAGGCAUGCUGAAAGUACACAUCAACAUCUUUGUGCUGGUCGUCUUCUGGUUGGUCUUCGUCUCUCUGGUGUUGUCCUACGGAAAGAUCGCCCUGAAACUCCUGCGGAGGUCGCAGCAGAGACCGGACCUGCCCACAGCCCCCCACUACAGUCGAGUUGCUCGCAAGUCCUUCUUUGUCCUGUUUCUGUUCGUCAUCUGCUUCGUCCCCUAUCACGUCUUCCGGGUCUUCUACAUAAAAACCCAGAUCACCAAGGAGACCUUGGAGAUGCGCAACUUGGCCGACAAGUUCAACGAGAUUUCGCUGGUGUUUUCCGCUCUCAACAGCUGCCUGGACCCCGUCAUGUUCUUCCUGCUGUCCGCCUCAAUGAGGAAGGAGGUGCGGCGCUUCAUGUCGAGUGUGUUUUGCACCCGAGACAUCAGCGGAACCAGCGGGGCUAACUCCAGCACCGAACAGGACAGCAGGAGUGACAAGAGACAGUCGAAUGCCCUCGACAAUAUGAACGAGAAAAAAUAUGUUUUAUAAAGCUCCAGCUGAGCUGGAGAAUAAGCAGAACCAGAGACUUAAAAACUGGGACUCCCAGUUUUUGUCUUCAACUUUGAAAAAUUCAAUGUGGGGACUGAUGGAUAAGGCAACAAAGUUUCUCCUCUGUGUAUCAGGAGCCUGGCAGGUCAUCAGACUUUACUUGUCCCCCCAGCAGGCUAAGCGCCAUUUAUUUAUUUUAAAUAGUGUUUGCUAUAUACCAAUAACAGUGAAAGUAAAGACAGAUAAAGUUCUAUAGUUGACGCAUUGAACUGGGUGACCACCUGCACCUGCCUGUUGGCCUCACACACUAUUACUUCCAACUUAUGAUGCCUGCUUGUGCACCUCCAAAUUUUUGUAACUUUACAAGUUUUUAAACACAAAAGCAUGUUGGGUUGCUGGAGGACUGCCCUGGUGCCCCUACCACCGGGUUUCGAAGGUUUUCUGGGGGAAACUCUGCAUGUAGCCAAAAAUAUUAGCUCUAUUUAUGCAUUUAUUGCUAGUAUAACUAUUUAUAUACAUAUAUAGGGAAGGAGCAUGAUGUAAUGUGUCUUGCAAAACUAUUUAAACCCCUUGACUUUCACAAUUCAUCACAUUACAAAUGCAAAAUUAAAUGUAUUGUAUUUGGAUUUUUGUGUUUCAGACGUAUGGAUGCGUUUAACAGCCAGAGGCACAAAUUCAGGUGCAGAAUCUCAUUAAAAUAAAAAGUUUCUUGUUAAUAUAUAACAAGAUUUACAAGUCAUUAAAACUAAAAUAGGCUCCCUUUUAAACAAGAAAGUUUGUACCAGUCAAGUUUGUACAGCUAGAUAUUUAGGAGAAACAAGAGUGAGAAGAUGGAGUCAGAGGGAGAUCCUAAGUCAUAAUCUGUCAGAGAAACAUAUUUUUACACCUUACUGUAGCAAAACUUUGUCGUUACAACAAGAUACUUCUGAAUUGAUGGCAGGUGAACACUUCCAUACAGACCAACACAAAGCAAUGCAUAAAUGUGGAGCAAAAUGAAAAGGAGUCAUGGUUUUUCAUUCAUCCAUAAUCUAUACCCCUCAAGGCAGGGCGAGUGUUUACUUCUUCUUAAAUAAAAAUCUGAAAAUGUGGUGUACAUACUCAACCCUCUUGACUCUGAUUCCCCUAAAUCCACUGAAACCACAGUAUAAAUCGUAGCAGCCUCGUUUACUAAAAUUCACUUACUACAAAGAGCGACUUUUAGAUUUUAAACUCUACAUUACAUUUUACUAAGUACAAGUUAUAGCCAUCUGUUAAGUUUACCAUUUAAGAAAUUUGUCAGAUUUGUAGGUGUUGAUUCAACUUGAAGCACAAGUUGGGGAAGGAAAGAGAAAAAAAAGGCGAGAAAAUAAAACCUCGAAGUUAUCCAUCAUGCUGCCCAUUUGGGAAUUUGUCUGAUUUGAUUGAACUUGGAUUUGCAAGUCAUCAAUUUGAAAAAAGGAGAGGAGGAAAUAAAAAGCAGACGAGGCAUUUGCUGUAACUUUUGAGUCAAACAAUCUUCCUUGAACCAAGGGAACCCUGAAGAAUGGGAAUGUAAAUAUAUACACUGCAUAUUGGUCAUAUACUAAAAAGGGCUUAUUAAUCAAAGCAGCCGUUUUAUUUUUUUAUUAUGUAUAAUAUGCUUCUCUGCCAGGGGCGAAGUGGCCUGGGGGGCGUCCAGAAGCCAAAACAUUUCUUUAAUGAGCCUAAAGGAGUUUUCUUUAGCUUAGUUGCAUGUUCAUCCUCUGUGUGAUGAUGCUGAAGUUGAUUGUCUGUGUUUUAAAAAGUCUGUGCUGCAUUUAUCAGCCUGUAGUUCCAAAUGUUAAAAGUUUACGCCAGACUGAGCAGGAAUGAGUUCAAUCCUGAGCUGAGUUUCAUUAACUCUUUAUUUUAGAAGUGAAAACAAAAAGGAAACUUUUAUGGGGGCGGCUAUAAAAGGACCAGUGGUCAAACCCGGAUUUAAUAAUUGUGUAUUUAUUAGAGAUGCUUUAAAACACAGGUUGUGAUUUAUUAAAAGCUUGCUCUGUAUGGUAGAACAAUAGAGAUUAUUAAAAUGCUCUCAGAGAUCUGCUCAGAAACAUUUGUCUCCGUCCAGUCUUCAAUCCAACAAUCAAAAUAAAUGUAGAUACAAUCAAUGUUUAGUUGUUUUGUUCCCCGGUUUGGACGUUGCCAGGGAGGGAGCAGGAGGUUGUGUUUAGGUUAUUAUGGGGUAGCAGAAUGGAGGAAGGGUGAUUGAAAUGUUAUUGAUUAUUUAAUUAGGUUACUCCUCUGAAAAAUCAUCCAGGUUUGUUUAAGAGAGUCUCACUAAGUCUGAGAAAUGAGGAAAGACUAGAAGAGAAUCAUGUAUUUCGUCAUAUAAAAUGCAAUAAACAUCUGAUCACUACAGGAAUCAAUAUACAUGAUUGCUGCUAUUUGCUGUUUUAUUUGAAGUGAUUUGUGUUUCUGAAGUGUGUGCAGUUGACCUCUUGACCAGAGAACCCAUGGAAAAGACACCCCAGUCUCAAAUAUUUGAUGUAUUCAUUUAUUUAUCUGGUUAAAUAAAGGGCCAUAUUCUUCAGUAUUGGUAGAAAACUGACAAGGAGAGGAUCAUAUUUCAUAAAGACUGAAUAAACAUCUAAAAACAU
Messenger RNA from Xiphophorus couchianus (Monterrey platyfish), 4095 nucleotides. It is a transcript of the gene gpr34b, whose product is annotated as G protein-coupled receptor 34b. The record is from RefSeq and is a predicted model, not a curated record. Gene Ontology annotation, molecular function: G protein-coupled purinergic nucleotide receptor activity. Bases 416 to 1495 code for a protein of 359 amino acids. The transcript is spliced from 3 exons. Gene Ontology annotation, biological process: G protein-coupled receptor signaling pathway. Gene Ontology annotation, cellular component: membrane. Lineage: Eukaryota; Metazoa; Chordata; Actinopteri; Cyprinodontiformes; Poeciliidae.